UCUGUGUUGAAGGAAAGUGGUUCCAAAAUUUUGUCGUUUAAUGUGAGGGUUCUGAGGGUUUUCUCCCUUUAUAGUUUUUUCCUCUUCUGAUAUACAAACACAGAGACACAUGGAUCAUGGGAUGAGUGAUGGUGGUACAGACAAGGCGGUGUCGCCUCAGUUGAUGCCGAAAGAUGGGUUGAGUAUGGCCGUGGCUACCCAGAAGUCUAUGCGGCAAAUGAGUUUCUUCUGGGGCAGAAAUGUGGAGAUUCUCUUCCCUGGUUGGCCUGAAAGCCGGCUUGGCAUGUACAUCUUGGCUCUCUGUUUCGUUUUUCUCCUUGCGGUAGCUGUGGAGUUGUUAAGCGUCACUUGGAGCUUCAGACCAGGGAUGAACCCAAGAGUAGCUAGGCUGGCUCGUACCAGCGUGUACGUUCUUCGCAUGGGUCUGGCUUACUUAGUCAUGCUCUCUGUCAUGUCCUUCAAUGGAGGAGUAUUUCUUGUUGCAGUCGCUGGUCAUGCUGUUGGGUUCUUCCUUUUCAGGAGCCAUAUUUUUACCGGACCAAGCUCAGCCCGGUCUUAAUGAAAACCCAAUCAGGCAAUCACCAUCAACCUUACUGAUGCUUGUCGAUGCUUAAUUUAUUAGUUGAUUUUACUAAUGAUGACUCUUCAUUGUGCUUAGAUUUCCUUUUACUUCUGUUUUCUUCCUAUAAAUAAAUAUGGCUUCCCAACAUUUGGUUACUUAAAGGAAGAAGUUAUGUAAUUAAUUGUUUUUGGUUUUAACUUUUAAGAGAAAAUGAAGUGAAAUUCUUUCUUUGUCACACAAAGAUAAAAACCGGUUGCAAUGGAACCCAUUUGAACUA
Molecule: messenger RNA, 839 nt
Organism: Nelumbo nucifera (sacred lotus)
Lineage: Eukaryota; Viridiplantae; Streptophyta; Magnoliopsida; Proteales; Nelumbonaceae
Source: RefSeq, a predicted model, not a curated record